AUUUUUAAAAUAUAAGAUUCAAAUGUUUUUUAAGAGUCAUUCAACAAAAUGUCUUCUUCUGUGAUAACGAUGAAUCUGUUGCUCUAAUUAUAAGCGAAGUUAUUAUAAUAAAAAAUUUUCUCAAAAAUUACAGAUAGUUUUAAUGAUAAUUUUAAAUAAAGUUUUUCUGAGUUUUUGAUUACAUAAUCAAUCAUUUGUGAUAUCGCUUUACUAAACAAGAGGUGAUAUUUAUAAGAAUUGUCUUAAAACCAUGACAUCUGCUUGGAGUCAAUUGGAACAGUUGCUCACAUGCUGUGUAUGUUUGGAUCGKUUCCGUAAUCCAAAGUUACUUCCCUGUCAGCACACGUUUUGUGGAGAGCCCUGUCUUGAAGGACUGGUCGACUACGCCMGGCGUCAGAUAAAAUGUCCGGAAUGUAGAGCCGAACAUCGGAUCCCUUAUAAUGGGGUCCAAUCUUUCCCAAACAAUGUGACAUUAGCUCGUUUUCUGGACCUUCACCGGGACAUCACUGGUGAAGAACCGGAACCAUUGCCUUCACAGAUGGACAGAUGUGGCGUUUGUUCUGAGAAGGCUUUCUGCGAGAAGUGCUCUCAUUGUGAUAAGAAAGUGUGUGAAGAAUGCAAAGUAGCACAUCUGGACAUUUUGAAACGUGAAAUCACAAGAAUCAAUGGUCAGAUCAGACGUGGACUCACUAAGUUGACAGAACAUUCUCAACAAUCGGGAAGAACUUGCGAUAAACUACAGACUACUAGUCGUCAGAUUAGAGAUGAAAUUACUGAAUGUGUCCGAAGAAUCAUCAAAGACUUGAAGGACAAGGAGGCAAAACUGUUACAUGAAUUGGAUGAAUACACACAAACUGAAUCAAAAGGCGGCGAAAAAAUGAAAGAAGAUUUAGAGCAGGAAUUGAUUAAUAUUACCAGUAAUUGUGAACUCGUCGAAAGUCAUAUCACUGAAAACGAAGAGUGGACUGACACAGAAUUGGUUGAAUAUAAAGAAAUAUUAGUAAAAACAUUGGAAUUUUUGAGAAACCUGGACCCGGAUACCAGUGAUGUCAACAGAAAAAUCAAAUUUCACUAUAAGAGUGACUUCGAUGCUCUCAGAAGAUCAGUCAUCGACUUUGGAGAACUUAAGAUAACGACACCAAAUGUUGCACUUUCUCCAUCAGAAAGCACUACAAAUCUAAAUUCAUUGUCAGUUCCCAAUCAAACUAAUCUAUUAAGAAGUCAAAGUGACCAUCGAUUGGCCGCUCAGUUCCAAUCGCAAAGAAAACCAGAAUCAAGAUAUUUGGAUAUAACUGGAAGUCAAAGUCGAUUAUCAAUGCUAUCACACAGUGAUACUGAAAGAGACAGUAGAUUAGAGCGAAAUACUUCACCGACGAGACAACGAUAUGGUAGAUAUGGUCGAGAUUUAGAGGAUAGAGAAACAAGAAGUCGAUAUGAUUCGGCUCUGACCAGAGGUUGGCCGCGACCUUCAGAUAAUGACGAACCGAUUGGAACGACAACUCAUUUUAGGUCACGUUUUAUGAGAGAACGGAAUAAUCAGGACGUAAGCAGUUUUGAAGACUCACAUGACUCUGAUUAUGGCAGUACUCAUAGGAGUGUCCGAUUCCAAGAAGAACCAAACACUCAGCCCAGACCUAAAAUAUUUGAUACCGAAGAAGUCACGAGAGGACCAUUGAGUGGAGUCAUUAAAUUGGUUGAUUCACCGGCUGUUAUGCAAAGACUUCAUCAAAAUGAAGUUCGACAAAAACAGAAAGAACAGGAGGCGGUCAGUGCACCCCCACCACCGCAACCAUUGUCUACACCCGUCUCUAAUACAACAUCACAAACAAUAAGGCGAUUGCCGUCCAGACAAGUGAGUGAAGAUGAAAUUGAAAAGCAAAAGAAAGCCAAUCAGGCGGCCGCUGCAGCACAGACUGCUAACCCACCCGCCCCAGUAUCAGCAACUCCUGCAACACAAUCACCAAAAACAUCAGUUCCUCAAUCACCAGUUACAACAGUUCCUGAUUCGCCCACAAGAAUCAUCAACAGAAGAUUAACUCAACUACAGAAAGAAGAUUCGAUUACUUCGAGAUAUAGUUCUGAUGGAUCACGACAUGGAUCCGAUAUCGAAGACAAUCAACCAGGAGAUGACUCGGAUACAGGAAUCAGUCGAUAUAGUCGACGACGAGAAGAGAGCCCGAGUUCUCGGAUCUCUGCUGUGAGACAAACAUCUACUCAAAGGUCUAUACGUUCGCCGCUGGGGAAGAACUCAUCGGUAGACAGAGACAGACACAGCAACACAAUCAUCGCACCGGUCGUUACUGAAUCACCGCAACAUAACACUCAUUUAGAGAGUACAACAGUUACUAAUAGACAACCAAUUGUUAGCCAACCAUCAGAUAAAACAAAUGCGAGAAUCAUUUCCACUGACAUCGACAGUGAUAAUAGUGACAGUAAUGCUAGCAAUGAGUCGAGUGCUGACUCACAAUCCGAAUCCGAUGAAGAAGAGGAAGACGAAGAAGAGGAGGACGAGGAAGAAGACGAAGAAGAGGAAGAAGAGCCAAAUACGAGAACAGCAGUUAGUGUCAGUAGUAGUCGUCCGCUGACCAGUAUUUCACAUGAGAGUGCUCAGGUGCGUAAGGCACAGGAAUCCAUCACCAAACCAGAAUCUCCUGUUCCCCAAAGAAUUUCCCGACAAAACACUUUGUCCGAUGACACCACUAAUGAGCGGCCCGUAUAUAAAGGGAGGCGAACUUCAGAUGCCACUAAAGAUGACUAUACAUCCUCUUAUCAAUCAAGACGACCAUUGAGUCGUGCGGCCACACUUGAUGACGAUCCCGAUGACGUGGUUAGCACUUCGACGCCAUAUUCACGAUUUCUAUCCCGAAGUAAAACAAGUUCAACAUUAGUAUCCAAUGACAAUACUGGUGGCGAUGACUCCAAAUUUACAUACAAUAGUACUACGAGAAGACCAGACAAAUUUGGUACGACUAGUAGUUCCUCAUAUCGCAGUCGUUUGGCUAAAAGCAAGAGUUCCCACUCUAUAUAUGGUUUUGAUGAUAGUGAUGAUGAAAAUGUAAAUCCAAUAUCACCCACAUAUAAGAGCAGAUAUAGUGAAUCUGUUUUACCCGCCAGAAGAACCUCCCGUUCCUCAGGAUAUACCUAUAGAACCCGGGAUCCGGGUAGUCCUCCAGCUGAAGAUGAUAUGGCUCAAUACUUGAUCAACAAAUACAGCUCUAAGACAUCGUCAGCCCAUAAGACAGAGCCAACAAAUAGGACGUCAUCUAUACUGAAAAGCAAGAGCUCUCACGUGUUAUUUGGCAGAAGUAUCUCGAGUUCCGAUGACGAGCCAUCUAUUGCCUCAUUGUCGGCCCGUCGCCGAAGUCGUGAUGAAAAUACUGCAUCAUUUAUGUCAUCAUUGACCACAUCGGGCAUCGGACUUACAUAUCCGAGACAAAUGUUUUUACAAAAAAGCCGUCUAAUGAUGAAAAUAGGAUCGCGUGGCACUGAUCCGGGCUGUUUCACUUGGCCUCGGGGUGUUGCCGUUGGCCCAAACAACAGUAUAGUAGUGGCCGACUCUUCCAACCAUAGGGUCCAAGUAUUUGACUCAACCGGCAGAUUUUCAUUCGAGUUUGGCUCCUAUGGUAGCGGAGAGGGAGAGUUUGACUGUUUAGCCGGUGUUUGUGUCAAUAGAAUCGGACAGUUUAUAGUCUCCGAUAGAUAUAACCAUAGGGUCCAGGUUUUUGAUAGCUCCGGAAGAUUUAUGCGAGCCUUCGGUAGUGAGGGUCGAUCUGAUAGUAAAUUCAGUUAUCCCUGGGGUAUAGCUUCUGACGCUCUCGGCUUUAUCUAUGUAUGCGAUAAAGAGAACCACAGAAUUCAAGUCUUUCAGUCGGACGGCCUGUUUGUUGGAAAGUUCGGUACAAUAGGAAGUAGGACUGGUAUGUUAGAGCACCCGCAUUACAUUGCCGUCAGUAAUACCAAUAGAGUCAUYAUCAGUGACAGCAAUAAUCAUAGAAUUCAAAUAUUUGAUGUAAAUGGGAGGUCACUCACAACAUUUGGCAGUGAAGGUUCAAAUGACGGCCAAUUUAAAUUUCCGAGGGGUGUAGCCGUCGAUGAUCAGGGAUUUAUAAUAGUAGGCGAUAGUGGCAACAAUAGGAUACAAAUAUUCAACCCCGAUGGCACAUUCUUGAAGUCGUUUGGGACGUGGGGUGCGGGAGAGGGAGAGUUCAAGGGCUUAGAAGGAGUAGCCAUAACAUCCACCGGCAAUAUCCUGGUCUGCGAUCGCGAGAAUCAUCGGAUUCAGAUGUUUUGAGUCACUAAAUAUUUUUUUGAUAACAUUUCUCGAUUGAUAUGCUUUUAAUGUACUGUUUAUUUUACUAUCGAUU
Oppia nitens is the source of this 4364-nucleotide messenger RNA. It is a transcript of the gene tn, whose product is annotated as RING finger protein nhl-1-like. The coding region runs from base 251 to 4291 and encodes 1346 amino acids. The record is from RefSeq and is a predicted model, not a curated record. Lineage: Eukaryota; Metazoa; Arthropoda; Arachnida; Sarcoptiformes; Oppiidae. The transcript has 8 exons. Gene Ontology annotation, biological process: protein polyubiquitination; negative regulation of translation; proteasome-mediated ubiquitin-dependent protein catabolic process. Gene Ontology annotation, molecular function: protein binding; translation repressor activity; ubiquitin protein ligase activity.